Euleptes europaea (tarantolino) is the source of this 1748-nucleotide messenger RNA. RefSeq names its product peroxisomal trans-2-enoyl-CoA reductase (gene PECR). Gene Ontology annotation, molecular function: trans-2-enoyl-CoA reductase (NADPH) activity. Lineage: Eukaryota; Metazoa; Chordata; Lepidosauria; Squamata; Sphaerodactylidae. The transcript has 9 exons. The record is from RefSeq and is a predicted model, not a curated record. Gene Ontology annotation, biological process: phytol metabolic process. The coding region runs from base 1 to 1737 and encodes 578 amino acids. Gene Ontology annotation, cellular component: peroxisome.
AUGAUUUACGUUGAAGUUAAAAAAACAAACUCUGAACUGCUAAAGUUUAAAGAGACAGUCAAAGCGAAUGAGAGAAGAUCAAAGACCAACAAGAAGAAAAUAGCGGAAUUAACAAGUAGGCUGGCUGCUUUAAACGACAGACAGAAACGAAGAAAUCUUCGUUUUCAGGGCUUUACUGAAAAUGUGAAUGCAAAGGAAUUGGAACAAACGUUCGUAACUUGGCUCCAGGAUCUGGGGGUGCAAAUUCAGCCUAAUGAUUUGGAAAGAAUUCACAGGGCAUUGAGAUCACACCCCCCAGUGGGAGUGAACCCGCGUGAAGUAAUAGUUGCCUUUGCCAGGGGAAAAAUGCAGCAGUAUGUGUAUAAAGCCUUGAGAAAAAUCAAAGACCUGAAAUUCAAAGAGAAUAAAAUUGUAGUUCGACAGGACUUUUCAAUGGAGACAUUUCAGCUGAGAGCAGUAAUGAAACCAUAUGCCCAAAAGCUGUUUGAUAAUGGAAUAAUGCUGUCCUGGGCCUAUCCGGCAGUGAUUCUGGUGUAUAAAGAUGGAGUCCUGCACCGAGCAAAGAACCCAACAGAGGCUUUAAAAAUGCUGGAGAAGUUUGGCAUAAAUGCAGGCAACUUGGAACAGGAGUCCAGGGAAUCGAUGGAACUACAGACUGUAGCGUGUGCGGGGCGGGGCCUGGGGGGGAGGGUCGCCUCCGCCCGCCUUCCCGCCCGCCUCCUCAGUGGGGGGAAGUGGGCGGGCCUCCGUGCUCUGGGCGGGCGGGGCCUCGACGCUGGGAGCGGAGGGAGCGCGAUGGCGGCGGCCUCGUCGUCGUCGCCGCUGUCGUGGCGCGGCGCUGCGGGCAGCCGGGUCCUGGCGGCCGGCCUCUUCCGCAGCCGCGUGGCCAUCGUCACCGGCGGGGGCUCGGGCAUCGGCCUGGCCAUCGCCGCCGACCUCCUGCAGCUCGGUUGCAAUGUAGUCAUUGCCUCUCGCAAACUUGAUAGAUUGACAGCUGCAGCGAAAGUGCUAGCUGCCGAAAACCCAUCCACAGAUUCUGCCAGAGUGACCCCAAUGCAGUGCAACAUUCGCAAAGAGGAGGAGGUCGAUGCACUGGUGAAGUCGACAUUGGAUCUUCAUGGUAGGAUAGACUUCUUAGUAAAUAAUGGAGGAGGCCAGUUCCUUAGUCCUGCAGAAGCAAUCAGUUCAAAAGGAUGGCAUGCUGUGAUUGAAACCAACCUGACUGGAACCUUCUAUUGUUGUAAAGCAGUGUACAAUGCUUGGAUGCGGGAUCAUGGAGGCGCCAUUGUCAACAUCGUGGCUAAUAUGUGGAAAGGGUUUCCUGGAAUGUCGCACUCGGGUGCAGCAAGAGCAGCAGUUGAUAACCUGACUAAAAGCUUUGCUGUUGAAUGGGCCCAGAGUGGAGUGAGAAUUAACUCCAUUGCCCCGGGGGUGAUCUUUUCAGAAACUGCUGCUGCAAACUACAAAGCUGGUGAAACAAUGUUUAAAAACUACAUUUCAAAGAUUCCUGCAAAAAGACUAGGAGUUCCUGAAGAGGUGUCUUCCUUGGUAUGUUUCCUGCUCUCUCCGGGUGCCUCCUAUAUAACUGGGGAAACUGUGAAGGUUGAUGGUGGACAGAGUUUAUACUCAUGCCAAUGGGAAGUUGCAGAUCAUAACAGAUGGCCGCCUGCUCCAGAGGGAGAUAAUUCUAAAGCACUCACAAGGAUCCUUUCUGGAAAAUCUUUAUCAAAACUGUAAAAUUACACAUU